This is a messenger RNA of Antrostomus carolinensis (chuck-will's-widow), 1557 nucleotides long. RefSeq lists its product as uncharacterized. The record is from RefSeq and is a predicted model, not a curated record. Lineage: Eukaryota; Metazoa; Chordata; Aves; Caprimulgiformes; Caprimulgidae.
AUGUCACAAGGAGAUACAGCAGCCUUUUAACAAGUUUACCCUAUUUCUCCCUAUUUCAGUAUGCCAACCCUUAUAGUUACCCUACCUAAAGCUGCAACUUACAUGGUUUUGGUUUGUGCAUGCACUGGGGUAAGCAGCAUUAUUCUUGCAGGGACACCAAGAAGUUCUCUUCCAUUGACCCAAAUCAUUGACCAAGCUUGUCAAGAGGCAGAAGCUUACAAGGAUGCCGGAGUUGAUGGCUUGAUAGUAGAAAACAUGCAUGAUCUUCCUUACACGGUGUGUCCUGGCCCUGAAGUAACGGCGGCAAUGACAGUCAUUAGUGCUGCAGUGAGACAAACCUGCCCCUGCCUCGCGCUGGGCGUCCAGAUCCUCUGCGCCGCAAAUCAACAGGCCAUAGCAGUUGCUCUUGCUGCAGGUCUUGAUUUUAUCCGGGCUGAAGGGUUUGUGUUUUCUCAUGUUGCUGAUGAAGGGAUUAUAAAUGCCUGUGCAGGUAACCUGCUACGAUACAGAAAACAAGUUGGAGCAGAGAACAUCCAGAUUUUCGCUGAUAUUAAAAAGAAACAUAGUGCUCACGCUCUGACUGCAGAUGUCAGCGUGGCCGAGACCGCUUCGGCUGCUGAGCUCUUUCUGGCUGAUGGGGUUGUACUGACUGGCACGGCUACCGGAUUGCCCGCAGAUCCUCAGGAGCUGAAAGAGGUUAAACGUGCUGUGAAGGUUCCUGUGCUGAUUGGGUCUGGAGUGACUCUGGAUAAUGUGAGGAAUUACUUGGAUGCAAACGCUCUAAUAAUUGGUUCGUAUUUCAAGAAAGAAGGUUACUGGGCAAAUGGUGUUGAUCCUGACCGAGUAAAGAAGUUUAUGGAACACAUAAGUAAACUGAGAGAAUGAGUUUGUCGGCAAACAGUAUUUUUUUGUGUGUGUGUAUAAGUGCAGUAUGAUAUAUCGUACAGAAUUAGUGCACAAAUGUGUGCUUGAAUGGCUAAUAACAUUAAAUGAAAACACACAUCAUCUCCAUAACUAGCUGGGAAAUGUGGUGACAUCUUACAAUAAACUGGUACUCUGAUGUUUGUUUCUAGGCAGUACAUUUCUGUGGCACUCAAAGCCAUCACCAAUGCAAAACCAACUCCCUGAAGGCUUGUGUAGUAUAUUUUCUCCUCUAAGUAAAAUGCUCAUGGAGUUUAAGGAUUUGUAGUAAAUGUUCAUCACAGGUGAGCUGAGUUUUCUUUUGCUAUGAGUACAAUAGGAUGCCCUAAGUUUACAGCUGAGAGUAUUGUAAAUUGGACAAGUUAAUUAGUCUUUCAGUUUCCCCAUCUGUAAAAUGAUGAUAAUAGUACCAACAUCACACGGGGGUUGUAAGACAUAAUAAAUGAAAGAAUGUACAGCACUUUCAUCUCUUCAAAUGAAGGGCUCUAUUAAAGUUCAAGAUCAUUAUUUUUUCAUUAGAAUUGUGCAUUUAUUACAAAAAAGUAGUAAUUGUAUAUGAUACAAAAACUUAAGAUAAUUGGGACAUUUAUUUACUUACGAUACUUAUUAUAGAAUAAAUGUAAAUAUUUAAUUACA